UCGAUAAAGUGCAACCGUUCUAUACAAACGCGUUCCAAGCUCCGUCUCUCCGUCUAAGGGAAUUGUCCGUUACGGUUUAGUUGAUUUGUCAUAUCAUCAUAUCGAGUGUUAAAUUACGUCUAUACGAGUUUCGAAUUGCCAAUGUGAAAACCUUUAAGCAACAACAACAAACAAUUGACCCUCAUUGGUCAAAGUGUUAACCUUGCCUCUCUUUUACCUGCAACAUCAACAACAUCAGCAACAAUAACAACUACUACGCCUGAGCGGCAUGCUAAAAUCCAAAGUGUAUUAGUCAUGAAUGUCAGAGUGGCUUUUGAAUCACCAACAAAAAGAUCUCUUCCUAUCUCCUACCCUGCCGACCUCCUCUUACCUAACCCCAACGCAAGUAGCGGCAGCAGCAGCAGCAGCAGCAGGCCAACAUUAAUGAAUAACCAGCGAAUGCCGUAAACUGUGUGUUUACAUUGCUCAAAGCAUUACUCAUACCCCACUCCACAAGUCUAUAUAACCCGAUUGAUGAUCGUAACUGGCAUUUGGAUUUCAUUUCAAAAACAGAAAGAAGAAAAAAAAACAAUCAAGUGCCUGGGCAGCAUCUUCUUUUGAAAUUUGAUUACGUGAACAUUAAAUACUAAAAUACUGACCAUAGCUACUGAUAAGAGACGACGAAGUCAUACUAAAGAGAGGCAGAGAGUGUGUGAGAAAGAGAGGGUGAGAGAGCGGGCAGUGAGAGUGAUCGAGUGUGAUUACAAGCAAUCUGAGAGAGCUAUAGUCGACUAUUGUGAAGUGGCCCAUUAUAAACUAAGCCUCAAAAAAAAAAAAAAAAAAAACACAUACAAAACUCAAAUUGAAAACAAAAUAACGUAUGUGCCAGCCAAAAAUAAACCAGCAUGGAUGAUGAUACAAGCACCACCAUUGGCACCACCCCACUGGAGCCAUUGGGUACGGUUAUGACAACACUAGCAACGGACAGUGAAGAGAAUGGCUUCUCGCCAUCGUUGAUGACCUUUGCCGCAGUGAUGACCUUUCUGAUCAUGAUUGUUGGCAUUUGUGGCAAUUUUCUCACUGUGGUCGCCCUGCUCAAGUGUCCCAAGGUGCGUAAUGUGGCCGCUGCUUUCAUUAUCAGUCUUUGUAUUGCCGAUCUAUUGUUUUGUGCUCUGGUGUUGCCCUUCCAGGGUUUGCGUUUCGUCCAGGGCACCUGGCGUCAUGGAGCCGUUCUGUGUCGCAUCAUUCCAUUCAUUCAGUAUGGAAACAUUGGCGUCUCAUUGCUCUGCAUUGCCAUGAUCACAAUCAAUCGAUAUGUGAUGAUUACCCACCAUGGCUACUAUGCACGGAUCUAUAAGCGACACUGGAUCGCCAUUAUGAUAGCCGCUUGCUGGCUCUUCUCCUAUGGCAUGCAAUUGCCCACUCUGUUGGGCAUCUGGGGACGCUUUGGCUACGAUACCCGUCUGAAGACUUGCUCCAUUAUGAGCGAUAGCCAUGGACACAGCAGCAAGACGACGUUAUUUAUCACAGCGUUUGUCAUUCCUUGCAUGGUGAUCAUUGCAUGCUAUGCCAAAAUCUUCUGGGUUGUCCACAAAUCCGAACAACGGCUGAAGAGCCAUGCCAACAAACAGAAUUCCAUACCAAAUAAUCUGAGGCCAGUUGCGGGAGCCAGUGGAGCAAGUGCCAGUGCUGAGAGUCAGACCCAGGCCCAAAAUCAGGCAUGUCGUGUGUCCUCCGAUAGCAGUAGUUAUUCCACAGAUGUACCAGAGCCAGCUCCUGGCGGUGGGGUUAAGCAGCAGCCGUCUCGGGUCAAGGAUCAACGCGAGGUGAGGGCCAAACGCAAUGAGUGGAGAAUCACGAAAAUGGUUUUGGCCAUAUUUCUGUCAUUCGUCAUCUGCUAUCUGCCCAUAACCAUUGUCAAGGUGGCCGACAAUAAUGUGGAGCAUCCCAGUCUGCAUAUCUUUAGCUACAUUAUGCUCUACCUGUCGGCCUGCAUCAAUCCGAUCAUCUAUGUCAUUAUGAAUAAGCAAUAUCGCAAGGCCUACAAGACGGUGGUUCUGUGCCAACCAUCGCGUCUUCUACUGCCCUUUGGCAAGACCAAUGGAGCCAGCAGUGCUGCAGAGAAAUGGAAAGAUACCGGGUUGAGCAACAACCACAGCCGCACCCUGGUCUCGCAGAUGUCAGCUGGAGGCACGGGAACAUCAAUGGGGACAACAAAGGAAGCUCCGCCUUCGCCCUCACUAGCGCCAGCACAGGGCCUCGAGUUGAUGUCCCGUCCAGGACCAGAUCUGAUCACCAAAUCGAAUCUGCCUCUGCCGCAGACGCAGCCGCAGUUGCCACCACCGCCGCCGCCGCCGUCGGUGACGAAUCUAUGCAGCAUUCGGUUGCCGAUCAAGAAGAGCAAUCACUCUUACAUAAACAGCGGCUUCAACAACAGCAGCAGCAGCAGCAGCAACAACAACAUCCCCACCACCAACAGCAAUCCCACCCCCAUCAGCAGCAGCAGCACCAUCAACUCCAAUCCAAUGAGCGGGAUCGGAAGCAGUAUCUAUCGACCCUCAACUGGAGGCCACUCAGCGCCAAUACGACGCAUCACGAUGGUGGGGGACGAUAUAAUACUGGAGGAGGAGGAACUACCGUCCACACCACCGCCGACACCGCCAACAGUGCCACCGCCGCCACCGCCAUCCGUCAAGACAGCUCCGCCCACGACGCCCAUCUACAUGAACGUCAACAGUCCGAAGAGAAACCAAACCUAUACCCAGACAAAUAGUUCGGUCAAUAAUUUGGCAUCUCAGCCUGUGACGGGCGAGGCCCAGGAUCACAUGGCUAGCAAGGUGUCGGCUAAAUUGAAAUUUCCAAAAGACUAACAAAAUGCUUUAAUUCCAAAAAAAGAAACAAAAACGAAAAAAUUACACACACACACACACACACACACACACACCACAAACCAAACGUAUCUGGUAAGACGUUAAUCCAUUCGAAGAAGCCAAAUUUAAGGCAUAAGCGUAUAUCGUAUUUUAUUAGAUCGUGUAUCGUAUGCUUGUUUAACUUUAUCUUUAUAUCGUAAAUGUACUUUCUAGAAAUGUAUUUAUCGUUGCCCGCGUUUAGUAUUAAUCUAAUACUUUUUUUUUUUUAAUUUUAUUUUAGUCGGGCCCAAAUCUGGCCAAAAUCGCUAUACAAGUAUACACAUACAUAUAUGUAAAUCGUUUUUU
Messenger RNA from Drosophila willistoni, 3194 nucleotides. RefSeq names its product G-protein coupled receptor moody (gene moody). Gene Ontology annotation, cellular component: membrane. NCBI's taxonomy places the organism in Eukaryota, Metazoa, Arthropoda, Insecta, Diptera, Drosophilidae. The transcript has 5 exons. Bases 885 to 2849 code for a protein of 654 amino acids. The record is from RefSeq and is a predicted model, not a curated record. Gene Ontology annotation, molecular function: G protein-coupled receptor activity. Gene Ontology annotation, biological process: G protein-coupled receptor signaling pathway.